Molecule: messenger RNA, 699 nt
Organism: Suillus discolor
Lineage: Eukaryota; Fungi; Basidiomycota; Agaricomycetes; Boletales; Suillaceae
Exons: 5
Coding region: 1-699 (232 amino acids)
Source: RefSeq, a predicted model, not a curated record
AUGUCUUUCUUGCAAAUUCCCAUAAACCCUGAUGCUGAAUGUUUGUUGCAUGAAUUCGAUGCAUAUGUCACAGAGCUCGACCAGCUUCAUACAUUGAUUUUGCUUGACAGGAUGUGCUCCAUCAGCGACAUGGAACAAAGGUGUCGCAAGUGGGACGCGUUUAUGGAAAACUUAAGCGCAUGCCAAACUGAGGCCACUGAAAAACACAUCGCACUCCCCCUGACUGCCGCCAUUGGCAAGAAGGGCGAUUUGCAAAGCCGAGGAGAAAACUGUGGAGGAUUCUUGGAAGUAGAGGAAGAGCAUCAGAGGGUAGAGGAGGAGGAGGAGGAAAUCACUCAGAAGGCUGCGGAGGAGGAAGAGUUGGCAAGGAAGACUUCGGAGGCUGCCACAUUGACCCAUAAGAUUGUGGAGGCUGGAAAGGAGACUGCGGGUGACAAUGGAGAUGGAGAGGAAGAUGGUGAGUCUUCGGAGGCUGGAGAGAAGACUGGCGACAUCAUUGUCAUCAAACAGAAGUUAUAUGUCAUGACAACCCUUGUGCAAAAAGGCAAGAAGGCUAAGGCCAUCGCUGCUGCCGCAGCGCCAGCUCCUACUGCUGGUGGUUCUCGGACUUCCAGGAGGAAAGCUAUGUCGGACUGCACGACCAUUGUGUCUGAGGAUGAAGACGUCACGCCUCGUGCUCGUCCAGGCCCCGGAAAGUGA